GCUAUAUAUACAUACGUAAACCUCUGGUGGGGACUGGCUCCUCGGGUGCAGGAACCAUGGCUCGCUGGGGGAUCCUGUGUCUUGCCUUGUGCUGCUACCUUGGGGUAGCAUGGGCUGCAACGCUGGGUGUGGUGCACACCGAGGGAGGUUUCGUGGAAGGCGAGAAUAAACGGCUGGGACUCUUCGGGGACUACAUCGACAUCUUCAGAGGGAUCCCCUUUGCUGCCCCCCCAAAGACUCUGGAAGAUCCCCAACCUCAUCCUGGAUGGGAUGGAACGCUGAAGGCAAAAGACUUCAAAAACCGCUGCAUGCAGAUGACACUGACGCAAAAUGAUGUCCGAGGGAAAGAAGACUGCCUCUACCUGAAUAUCUGGAUCCCUCAAGGGAAGAAACAAGUCUCAACCAACUUGCCAGUGAUGGUGUGGAUCUACGGCGGCGCCUUCCUUGUCGGAGGGGGGCAGGGAGCCAAUUUCCUCGACAAUUACCUCUACGAUGGCGAGGAGAUCGCCGUGCGGGGCAACGUGAUCGUGGUGACCCUGAACUACCGCGUGGGGCCCCUGGGCUUCCUGAGCACUGGAGACUCAAACAUGCCAGGGAACUACGGGCUGAAGGACCAGCACAUGGCUAUUGCCUGGGUGAAGAGGAAUAUCAAGGCCUUUGGGGGUGACCCAGACAACAUCACCAUCUUCGGAGAGUCAGCUGGUGGCACCAGUGUCUCCCUGCAGAUACUGUCUCCGAAGAAUGCGGGCCUGUUCAAGAGAGCCAUCAGCCAGAGCGGCGUCAGCCUGUGCAGCUGGGCCAUCCAGAAGGACCCACUCUACUGGGCUAAAAAGGUUGGACAAGAAGUGGGCUGCCCCAUAAGCAACACCACAGCCUUGGCCAACUGCCUGCGUGUCAGCGACCCCAAAGCCGUGACGCUGGCCUACCACCUGCAGCUCGUCAACCUGAACAGUCCCCUGGUUCAUACGCUUGCCAUCACGCCUGUCGUCGAUGGAGACUUCCUCCCAGACAUACCAGAGAAACUCUUUGCCAACGCUGCUGACAUCGACUACAUCGCUGGGGUCAACAACAUGGACGGACACUUCUUUGCUGGCAUCGAUAUGCCUGCUAUCAACCGCCCACUGGUGAAAAUCACUGCGAGCGACGUCUAUGAUUUGGUCAAAGGACUCACUGCGGACAGGGGGGAAAGAGGAGCCAACCUCACGUACAAUAUCUACACCGAGCUGUGGGGCGACAAGCCAGAUCAGGAAGUGAUGAAGAGGACAGUGGUGGACCUGGCUACUGACUACAUUUUCCUGAUUCCCACGCAGUGGGCACUGAAUCUGCACCUGCAGAAUGCCCGGAGUGGCAAGACAUACAGCUAUGUGUUCUCCCAGCCAUCUCGGAUGCCCGUCUACCCAAGCUGGGUAGGAGCAGACCACGCUGAUGACCUGCAGUACGUGUUUGGGAAACCCUUUGCCACCCCUCUAGGCUACCUGCCCAAGCACAGGACUGUCUCAGGUGCCAUGAUUGCUUAUUGGACCAACUUUGCCAGGACAGGUGAUCCCAACACAGGGUAUUCAGACGUGCCCGUUACCUGGGUGCCCUACACCACAGAGGGUGGUUACUACCUGGAUAUCAACAACAACUUAAACUACGAUUCCGUGAAGCAGAACCUGAGAGCCCCAUUCGUGAACUACUGGAACGCUGUCUAUCUGAAACUGCCACAGGUUGCCACCACCCCGUAGACUGUGGAGUUGCUGAGAAACUAAGGAAAAACACCAUGUAAAGACAGACUUAGUUCAUUAAAAGCUUGCUUGUAACUGA
Anas platyrhynchos (mallard) is the source of this 1806-nucleotide messenger RNA. RefSeq names its product carboxyl ester lipase (gene CEL). Lineage: Eukaryota; Metazoa; Chordata; Aves; Anseriformes; Anatidae. The record is from RefSeq and is a predicted model, not a curated record.